Messenger RNA from Nothobranchius furzeri (turquoise killifish), 2685 nucleotides. It is a transcript of the gene cadm1a, whose product is annotated as cell adhesion molecule 1a. Gene Ontology annotation, molecular function: signaling receptor binding. NCBI's taxonomy places the organism in Eukaryota, Metazoa, Chordata, Actinopteri, Cyprinodontiformes, Nothobranchiidae. Gene Ontology annotation, cellular component: plasma membrane; synapse; neuron projection. Gene Ontology annotation, biological process: cell recognition; susceptibility to natural killer cell mediated cytotoxicity; detection of stimulus. The record is from RefSeq and is a predicted model, not a curated record.
CCAAACCCUGAACAUACAAGGAUGUUUAAAAUCGCGUCUGUAAGUGUCACGCUACACCAUCAGCAGUGGGAAUAAGUGGAUGUAAGGCAGCAGCUCGCGCCCGCCCUCCUGUUUUCGCAUCUCAUUAAGUGAGUCCCGUUGUAGGUGAAGCUGCCUCUCUCUGCCAGACUGAAGCAGGUGUCCAACAUGGCGAACGCUGGCAGCGGCUCUCUCGCGACUAUUCUCUUUCUCUUCAUCUUCCAAGCGGCUCUUCUCAAAGGAGCUGCACAGGACCCAGUUGUGAGUCAAAACCUGGUGACGGACAAUGUGGCUGUGGUGGAAGGAGAGACGGCAAUCAUUAGCUGUCGGGUGAAGAACAAUGACGACUCUGUUAUCCAGCUGCUCAACCCCAACAGACAGACGAUUUACUUCAGAGACAUGAGACCUCUGAAAGACGCUCGAUUUCAGCUGGUGAACUUCUCGGAGAACGAGCUGCGGGUGUCGCUGUCUAAUGUCUCGCUGUCGGACGAGGGUCGAUAUGUCUGCCAGCUCUACACAGACCCCCCGCAGGAGGCCUACGCCGACAUCACAGUGCUAAUUCCCCCUGGUAACCCCAUCAUCGAGGCCAGGGAGGAGGUGCUCAGCGAGGGCAACAAGACGGAGAUGACCUGCUCCGCCAUGAGCAGUAAGCCCGCUGCCACCAUCAGAUGGAUGAAGGGGAAUAAAGAGCUUGCAGGAAAGCCCAGAGUAGAGCUGACCUACGACAAGAUGUACACAGUAACCAGUCGGGUGGCGUUCACUGUCAGUAAGGAGGACGAUGGUGUUCCGGUGAUUUGCAUUGUGGAUCACCCUGCAGUCAAGGACUUCCGAGCACACAAAUACCUGGAAGUGCAAUACAAGCCAGAGGUAAAAAUCGUGGUGGAAUUUCCUCAGGGGUUGACGAGGGAAGGAGAGAAUUUGGAGCUGACGUGUCAAGCCAAAGGCAAACCUCAACCUCAGCGGGUGAAUUGGUUGAAGGUGGAUGAUGACGUACCGUCCCAUGCUGUCAUAACAGGAGGUGAUCUUUACAUUGAGAAUCUAAACAAGUCCUACAACGGGACCUACCGGUGUGUGGCGUCCAACCCUCUGGGGGAGUCGUAUGACGACUACGUCCUCUAUGUCUAUGAUGCUCCCACCACCACCCUUAUACCCACCUCAGCUAUCAUCACCACCACCUCCACCAUCACCACCUCCUCCUCCAACCCUGAAGGCAAUCAAGACACUGCGCCCAGCACUGAACCUGCAGCUCAUGACUCACGAGCUGGAGAAGGAGCGCCCAGAACGGUGGACCAUGCAGUUAUUGGAGGAGUUGUGGCCGUGGUCGUCUUCGCCAUGCUCUGCCUCCUCAUCGUAUUGGGUCGCUACUUUGCGAGACACAAAGGUACCUACUUCACACACGAAGCCAAAGGAGCAGAUGAUGCGGCGGACGCAGACACAGCCAUCAUUAACGCCGAGGGCGGCCACACCAACUCCGACGAGAAGAAGGAGUACUACAUCUAAUCAAAACGGGACCCUUCACUCCAGCGCCCACACCCCUGUCACCUCGGGACGUUGGAGCGGUUUUUUGGGGGAGGGGUUUGAUGGCGAGCUUUUAGCGAGAGCGGAGGGGUCGAGAGGUCAAUGGCGAGGUUUUUAAAGAAAGGCCUGGUUUUAAGCCGUUGUUUAGUCUAGUCUGCAGAUGUAGAUGGAAUGUUUUGUGUGUUUAAAAUAUAAAACAAUGAAAAAAGGAUAAAUAAAAAUCAGUUUUUCAGUAAAGCAAGUCGAGGCAGGGUUGGGGUGGGUGGGAGGGAGGGUGCACCAGACGUUGCCAGUAAUCACUGUAGAGAGCUUCACCAUUAAACACCUCCCUAACUGCUGGUACGGAUUUUAUUUAGCUCCACCAUUUGCAGAAAAUUCUGUGCCUUGUUCUGAAUUUUUUGUUUUGUUGUGUUCUCUCCACACUUUGCAUCUGUGUUGAUUGCCAUUUGCAUAACCUCAUUGCACCCCCUUUAGUUUUUCUCUCCCCCCUUGCAUUUUCUCUCUUCCACUCGUUAUUAUUAUCAGAGCGCUGUUGGCUUUUGUAUGAGGGUAAAAUUACACAGCCACUUUAUUCAUUCCUCUAAAUGUGUCUGCACACACACAUCCUCUCCUGCAUAACAAAAACUCUUUCCAGUAUACUGUGAUUUUUGUCUCAAGCCAUUUUCUUUUCUUUUGUCCCACAAAUUCAAAACAAAAACAAAGAUGCAUGGAUUGCUUCGUUGUACAAAAGGACAUAAAUGACCCCCGGGUUUGUUGUAUUGGACUCUCCUCCACCAACCGCCCCAAAAACUAACAAAAAGGAGAAUAAGGAAAGAUUUUCCCCGUUUUAUCAGGCCAACUUUGUUUUUAAAUACAUUUUUAGCCCAAUUAGUUUCCACCUCAGCUUAGAAAUACAUAAAUUUUAUUAUUUUGCAUUUGCAGCAUCAUUUGUCUCCUAUUUGUGUGAUUGGAAGGCCUGUAUCCACCAGCUUUCAUUACGUUCUAAUGAUGAGUUCUGGUUUAUUUGCUUCCCCUCUCAAACUAGAGUUUUAUUUUCCCGAACAACGAGAAAAUGAGAAAAUGUAAAUUGGUUUGUAUCUGUUUUUUAGGCCUCAGUAUUGUAAUUAUGUUGGGCAAAAAACCCAAAUAAAAUUUGGUUUUAUUAUUGGC